CCUAUUGGUCAGUUUGUCCUGUAUGCAAAUGAGGGCUGCUACGUCAGAUCCUGAACCUGUGCGCCAUUUUUUCCUCAAUAGGGGAAGAAAGGGACAAAAGCUAGACCAAAAUUAACUUAUCUUUACAAACCCCACCUUUCACAUAAGACUUCACCCUUCAUACCUCGGUGUGUGUAGACAGAUGCAGCUGCUCGGAUGAGCCUCUGCGUGCAGCCCCAGUAGCACACGCAGCUUACGGACACGCACAGUUGAGGGCCGGCGGAAGUGGAAAACGGUAGCCCUGUUGGAGGAGGCACAGCGACUACUAACGUUAACCUACGCCGAAAGAUUGGACGAGGCCUGUAAAAAACAAUGUAUCAGCUUCCAGUUGGAAAUAUUGAGAAGAUCCGAAAGGCAAGGAAGGCCGUGAAAAACAUCCUGACUGAGAUAGGACUUGAAGACUGCCAAAACCUGCUGAAGGAUCUAAAUGAAAGCUCGGAGAAAAACUCAGAUGAAGGUGACAUCUUUCAGGAAACUGAGUGGGUUGAUUUCACUGAUGGAUACAAUGGCAGACUAUAUAAGAAGUGGCCUUAUCGGUCGCGAUCUUUGUGCUGUAACCUGUGCAAGUACUCCACUAAAAACAUCUACAACUUCAGGACCCACGUCACUCGCUGUCAUAAAUAUGUACAGUCCUUCUGUUCGCUCGCACCCUGUUCUCAGUGCCUCUUCAUUAGCCACCCUAAGGUGGUCAAGAAGCACAUGAUGUUCUUUCACACCAAACUAGCCAAUCAUGUACAACCAGCAAGGGAAGGACCUGCACUCAACCACCGUGGGAAUGAGAGGUAUCAAUGCAGAAAAUGUGGAUUUCCAGCCUCUUCCAUCUUCAUGUUGAAGAAACACAUCAUCCUCAAGCACCUGGAGAGAAUGGCAGAACAGUUUAUCGGUUACAGAUUACACCUUCAAGGCACCACAUCUAUAAAGAUCCACUGCUGCAAGGUGUGUAGGGUGAACACUGGGACCCUUGACCAAAUGUUGCAUCACAUGCUGGUGGAGCCAUCGCACUAUGCAGUGAGCACACAAGUACAGAGCUUAAUUUUUGAGAACAAGAACUAUACCAUGAAAUCAACUCCGAACGGGAAUGGGUUGUUUGUGACUUUCCCAAGUAUCGCUCCUAAGCCGCAAACAACUCAAAUGUUCAACAGUAAGUCUUUGGUGCUGCCAAGUAACGGCCAACCUGCUGGGACUGUGGUAACGUUACAGCAACUAACAGGGAGUACAAACAGUACGACUCUGAUCUGUGCCCCUGGGACCAACCAAGCUUUCUUACCCCCCCAGGCAUCAGCGCUGGUGCAGCUAGCUAGUGCUGAGGCUAAAGGUUUGCUCCAGCCUGGUGCCACGAUCGCCCUCAGAAGUGCUUUGCCCCAAGGGCCAUCAAUGGUCCAGCUUCCAACAGUGUCUAACGUGUCUCUCAAACAGGCAUCAAUGGCUCUGGCUCCUCCUUCUUCUCAAGCACAACAGGCUCCACAAGCACAGCAAAUCCUUCUCCAAACUGGAAUGCAGGCCAGCUUAACAAGUGGACCAGUAUCGAAACCAGGUAUGGUCACACAAAAUGUAUCAACCAACCAAAUCACCCUACAAGGUACCAUGUUGACUUCACAGUCUCUGUUGAGUCACCUGAUCCCGACCGGCAACAGAAUGAACGGCAUGCCCACAUACACUUUUGCUCCGCUGCAGGUAGCAGUGCCAGGAAAUCAGAAUACAAAUACCCCUCUCAAGCCGAUCGAGCAGACAAGUAACUCCUCACCACAAACCAAGAAAUGGAUUACCUGUCCACUUUGCAAUGAACUUUUCCCCUCCAAUGUCUUUGAUAUCCACACAGAAGUGGCUCACCAGACAAAAUCCACCUCAGCCAAGUCAGAGAGUGUGGCGGCAAGAGCAGCCUUCUUAAAGAAAAUGCCAGACAAAACUGUCAAAUGUCUCACGUGCAAAAUUCUACUAUCAGAAAAAAGUGUCUUCCAACAUCUACUCCAUGGCCUGAAUUGUUUGUACUGCUCGGCUUUGUUCUUUUCAAUCAGACAGCUCGCUGAGCAUGUUAAGAUACACAAUCCCUCGAGCAAGGCAUACUGUGAUUUCCUGAGACAGAAGUACAGGGUCUACACAAAGGGCUCUGGAAUCCUGUUUCCUUACUUUGACGUCAACACAACCGCACCCAAAGAAGUUCUCGGAGACGUCGAGGUAAAUCUCGCCCUGGUCACGAAUUCACUCGACCUCAUCUUCUUUAAGUUGCAGCCCACCAGUCAGCCAGAAAUAUGUCCAGCGCCCUUGAAAAUAAACAGCACGUACUGUCCCUUCUGUGAUGAAAAGUUUCAGAGCGAGUCCCAACACCUGCAGCACCUGAAAGAAAAACAUUUUGUGGCACCUACCAUUCAUGCCAUACUCAAGACAGAGGCUUUCAAGUGCAUAUACUGCAACGGUGUGUACACAGGAAAGGUCACCCAGCAGGCCGUGAUGCUCCACAUUCAGCGAUGCCGCUGUUCACCAAAGCAACCACAGCCACAACUCCCCAAGGCAGCACCGGCACAACCCCAGCCACCGCCAAAACUAGUUCAGCAGCUCAGCCAGCCUUCCGGACUCUACUUUCUCCAAGUGCCACAAGGAAUGACAGUGAAACAAGCUCUGGCUCCAGCGCGAGUGAUUCCACCGGUGCUCGCUGCCAGGCCUGCAGAGUCAGCAGCAGAGAUUCAGUCCAAGCAAAGGCUGGAGGCCGCGUUGAAGGAGGUCAUCCAGGCUAAUAAACGAGAGAGGGAGGAAAGGGCAGCCAUGCGUAGGAAGCGAGAGCAGCAGAGGUUAUUGCCCCCACCAGAGCCUGUGAUUCACGUCGACCCCACAGUCAAGCUAGCGUUGGAGCCAACACCAGUGGAGCGCCGCAGCAGCGAGGAGCGCAGAGAUUUCAUAUCCAAAUACUUCAACACAAACCCUUACGCCAACAAAGCCGAGUCUGAUGAGCUGUGCAAGAGGCUGUCAGUCACAAAAGCCGAGCUGGCAGCUCUCUUCAGCAAGAAGCGCAGCAAGUGCAUGAAGAGUCUCAAGAGCAACUCGGCGGCCAUUCUCCUCGGAUUCAACAUGAAAGAACUGAACAAAGUCAAGCACAACCUCCUCGUUCCAGAGCCACCUACAGCAGAUACUAUAGAGCUUGCAGAUGCAACGGAGUCGAUGGAAAAGAGUGAAGAUGGACCAGAAGCUAUGGAUGACAGUGGAAAUGUUAAGGUUUCAGGCGGGGAACAGGUGGAGCAGAUGGAAUGUGUUUAGAAGAUGGAAAUGACCUGAAAACGGCAAAUAAUGCAAAUGCUGCUAUCCCUAAUUUAAAACAGAAUAAAACUCUGAUACUUUAAUGACGGCCUCUUGUGUUGAUAGUUAAUAGAGAAGUUCAUUAUGCAGUGUACACAGUGUAUUCCCCAGCAUACAGUUACCUGAAAGUGAGGGCAGUUUGUUAAUGUAGCCUCCAUUAAUAGUGCUUUUCUUUUUCAGUACGCUGUUGGUGGUUCAUAUUCUAAUUUUCACAUUUAUACAAAGCCACGUUACAAUGCUCUUUAAGACAAAAUAAUCAAAAACAGAUUUGUUGUCUGUAAGAUAUUAUGGUGUCAGUAGUAUUUAGCUGGUUACAAUCCCUCAUAUUUUAAUCAUACUGACUUCAACUAAAGCACUGAUUCACUCCUGUUAAAGCCUUCCUUUUUUGCCCCCUUUAUUUAAGCCCCUUUGGAAAAGAAAAGUGAUUUGGUACAUCAUCGCUUGUCUGCUGAUAUCCAGAUUUACUUGCACCCAUUGACAUAAAGUUGAUUUUAUAUUAUAUUGUGCUUUCUUUUUGUGCAUUUGUCUUUGUUUAAUACACUUGGACCUAUCUCUGUCUUGUGUACAGCUAUGUUUUUUGGUUUUCUCAUUUUCACAAGGCUCCCUCCUCUACAUUUGAACAGUUUGAGCGAGGGAGGAAUGAUUUCUGGUUAUCUAGCGAGUGUUCACGUUACAGUUUUGAAUCCAGAUUUUGGAGAAUGUACACAUUUUCCAACAUUACAAGUUUUGGAGAAUAACUAGAGCUGAUGAACACGUGGUUGUCUCAAAUCCAAAGUUGCCUGCAUGAGCAUUUAAUUCAUCAGAUGAAAGUAUGAGUUGUGCCAUUGUGAAGCCUACAUAUACUUGUAGGCAUUUAUCUAGACAUUUAACAAAGCUUACAAAACAAUGAUUGGGUGUUCCACAUAUAUCUUCUUUUCUCCUGACUGCUGUUUUGUUUUGUACUUUAUUUGUAUUUUCUAUAAUUCCAGGAGGAGCAACAAUGUUGGGAGUGGUACUUAUUCUCAUUCUGUCCAAGUCCAUUGAGUUAUAAAAAAUAAAGUGGGUUUCUUUUACAUAAUAA
Molecule: messenger RNA, 4387 nt
Organism: Labrus bergylta (ballan wrasse)
Lineage: Eukaryota; Metazoa; Chordata; Actinopteri; Labriformes; Labridae
Gene: adnp2b
Product: ADNP homeobox 2b
Biological process (GO): regulation of gene expression
Cellular component (GO): nucleus
Molecular function (GO): DNA binding
Source: RefSeq, a predicted model, not a curated record